This is a messenger RNA of Acytostelium subglobosum LB1, 429 nucleotides long. RefSeq lists its product as hypothetical. NCBI's taxonomy places the organism in Eukaryota, Evosea, Eumycetozoa, Acytosteliales, Acytosteliaceae. The transcript has a single exon. The annotation marks the transcript as partial. The record is from RefSeq and is a predicted model, not a curated record.
UUAAUCAAUCAAAUAAUAAGAAUGAAGUCAUUCCAAGUUAUCGCCGCCUUGUUGUUGGUCACCAUUGCUUUGGCCCAAGCCAGAAACGCCUAUUUUGUCUUCACCGAUGGAUCCCGUUCCACCGGAAAGGCUGACGAGUUUGUCAUCAAGUUAUCUGACCCAGCCCUGAUCCAGCACGCCCGCGCCUUGUUGAGCAACACCACCCAGGACGCCCCACACAUCAUUGGAAAGGUCGUCAAGGAGCCCGUCUGGUACAACUGGGAGUGGUCCUACCAUCUGAACACCUCCACCAUCAAGUUCUUUGACUUCAACGCCGAGGCCUGCGACGCUGAUAUUGCCUACGUUGAGGAGCAUCUCGCUGAGGUCGGAGGUCAACUCCUUCCAGGCAACACAUGGUGCUCAUGGCAGUCGUACCUCGACCGUGAGCUC